GGUAGAUUUGAAAAUGAACCCCACGGAUAUAGCAGACACCACCCUGGAUGAAAGCGUCUAUAGCAAUUACUAUCUCUACGAAAACAUCCCCAAGCCUUGCACCAAAGAAGGCAUCAAGGCAUUUGGGGAGCUCUUCCUGCCCCCUCUCUACUCCCUGGUCUUUCUGUUUGGUCUCCUUGGAAAUUCUGUGGUGAUUGUGGUCCUGUUCAAGUACAAGAGGCUCAAGUCCAUGACUGACGUGUACCUGCUCAACCUUGCCAUCUCGGACCUGCUCUUCGUGCUCUCCCUCCCUUUCUGGGGCUACUAUGCUGCAGACCAGUGGGUUUUUGGACUAGGUCUCUGCAAGAUUAUUUCCUGGAUGUACUUGGUGGGCUUUUACAGUGGCAUCUUCUUCAUCAUGCUCAUGAGCAUCGACAGAUACCUGGCAAUUGUGCAUGCGGUGUUUUCCUUGAGAGCGAGGACCCUGACUUAUGGGGUCAUCACCAGCUUGGCCACGUGGUCCGUGGCUGUCCUGGCCUCCCUUCCAGGCCUUUUAUUCAGCACCUGUUAUACUGAGCACAACCAUACCUACUGCAAAACCAAGUACUCUCUCAACUCCACGAGGUGGAAUGUGCUGAGCUCCCUGGAGAUCAACAUUCUUGGACUGGUGGUUCCCUUGGGCACCAUGCUGUUCUGCUACUCCAUGAUCAUCAGGACGUUGCAGCACUGCAAAAACGAGAAGAAGAGCAAGGCGGUGAGGUUGGUCUUUGCUGUGGUGGCUCUCUUCCUGGGGUUCUGGGCACCUUACAAUGUGGUGCUCUUCCUGGAGACACUGGUGGAACUGGAGGUCCUUCAGGAUUGCACCUUUGAAAGGCACCUGGACUACGCCAUUCAGGCCACAGAGACCCUGGCUUUCGUCCACUGCUGCCUCAAUCCAGUCAUCUACUUUUUCCUAGGGGAGAAAUUCCGCAAGUACAUCGUACAGCUCUUCAAAACCUGCAGGGGGCCGUUCAUGCUCUGCCAAUAUUGCAGGGUCCUCCAACUCUACCCGCCCGACACUCCCAGCUCGUCCUACACACAGUCCACCGGGGAUCACGAUCUCCAUGAUGCUCUGUAGAAAAAGAAGAGGCAAAAGAUGGAGUCGAGCAUCCCAUGUCAAGAGCUUAAAAUUGUAUUAUAGUAAGAGUUCCUGAGCAAGUGGUGGGAAGGAGACUUACAUCCACAGCCAAGGGCGGGCUUCUCACCCCACAGUCAGCUUUUCCUCUUGCCACAGGCGAGUUCAGUGCAGGAAGAGCUCAUUGGGGCUGCGGCAGCCCUCCUCUCUCAUGGCCUGCCUGCAGGGAUGAGUAAACCGAAGGAGAGCGCUAAGCAGCAUUUCAGUGAGGCUAUCCAUAAUCCUGUAAGGGAAGGACCAUUCAUUCCCUUCUAACUCGAACUGAUGCCAUUCUCCAGGAGGAACUGUGGAGGAUUGACUGGUGCAAUCAAUUACUACUCCUUGCUCCUUGAUGUGAAAAAUGGGCCCUUUUAAUGAACUUCUAGCUUUUGUGGAACAAUACAGAAAACUUUGGCAUGCCGUCCUAGGGUUUUUCUAAUAAUAUAUCCGAAGCAUGGUAUAUUCCCGGAAGCCAGGUGUACUCAGAAACAAAUAGCAAAGUAAUGAACCUGGAUCUUGAGUCUUUUAUUUUAAAGGAUGAUUUGUUAAUGGAAGCCAAACUUUUGAUGCUGAUUACAAGUGUAAGGAUGUGAAGGCAUUAGCGUGGUCUGAUUUCCAAACGUGAAAUACAAGGCAUUAAAAGAUCCAAACACAUUUGUGGAGAUUCAAACACAC
Mirounga angustirostris (Northern elephant seal) is the source of this 1807-nucleotide messenger RNA. RefSeq names its product C-C motif chemokine receptor 4 (gene CCR4). NCBI's taxonomy places the organism in Eukaryota, Metazoa, Chordata, Mammalia, Carnivora, Phocidae. Gene Ontology annotation, molecular function: C-C chemokine binding; C-C chemokine receptor activity. The record is from RefSeq and is a predicted model, not a curated record. Bases 14 to 1096 code for a protein of 360 amino acids. Gene Ontology annotation, cellular component: external side of plasma membrane; membrane. Gene Ontology annotation, biological process: G protein-coupled receptor signaling pathway; cell chemotaxis; inflammatory response. The transcript has a single exon.